Messenger RNA from Parasteatoda tepidariorum (common house spider), 1937 nucleotides. RefSeq names its product scoloptoxin SSD14. Gene Ontology annotation, biological process: glutathione catabolic process. NCBI's taxonomy places the organism in Eukaryota, Metazoa, Arthropoda, Arachnida, Araneae, Theridiidae. Gene Ontology annotation, molecular function: glutathione gamma-glutamate hydrolase. The record is from RefSeq and is a predicted model, not a curated record. Gene Ontology annotation, cellular component: plasma membrane.
UGAACGUAACUUUUUAUAGGAGUUAAAAUAAAAUUUCAAAGGAGGAUUAAUUAUUUUUGUAUGUUGCGUUAUUUUGUUGCAAUGUUAGACAUGAUUGCACCAGAUCAAAUCAACGGCACGCAGCUUGAGGAUAGCGGUACACUUAUUGCCUUAAAAAACAGACAAAAGGAUCAAUUUGUAAGAUUAGAAUGGGAUGUUGGUCGAAAAAAUGUCAGGGAUGUUCUGUUUAAUGAGGGAUCUGUGGUUGAUGCCGCUAUUGCUACGCUUCUUUGCAUGGGAGUUGUAAAUCCCCAAAGCAUGGGAUUAGGUGGUGGCUUCUUCAUGCUCCAUUAUAAUAAGGAAAAAGACAGGACCACUUAUAUAGAUGCUCGAGAAGUCGCUCCUCUUGCAGCAAGUGAAAACAUGUUUCAUGGCAACGCAUCUCUGGCCAAACUCGAUGGUCUAGCCAUAGCUGUGCCAGGAGAGUUAUCAGGGUACGCUACGAUGCACCAGGAAUUUGGAAAACUUCCAUGGAAAGAUCUCUUCCUUCCAACAAUCAAAAUGUGUGAAGAAGGAAUUACUGUCAAUCGCCAUCUAGCAAGAGCACUAAAAAAAUACAGGGAUGGGAUAUUAUCUCGAGAGCACAUCAGAAAAGUGUUUACAAAUCCUGACACAGAAGAUGUGUAUAAGGAAGGUGAUGUUUACAAAAGAUUAGAUUUAGCUGAGAGUCUAAAAAUUAUGUCUGAAGACAAAUAUUCUGCACUGUACGGAAUGAGUGAUAUCACAACUCGAUUUUUAAAAGAUUUGAAAGAAGCAGGAAGCAUCAUUACAUUAGAUGACAUGGAAUCUUACACACCAGCAAUCAGAGAACCAAGCAAAGUGAAAAUACGAGGGAACAUGACUGUGUACAGUGCGUCACUUCCCGGAAGUGGACCCCUUCUAACAUUUAUACUUAAUGUUUUGGAUGGAUACGAUUUAAAACCCAGUAUAACAAAAAGCAGGGAGGAAACAGUUUUAGCACUACAUCGUAUCAUUGAAACCUUCAAGUUUGCUUAUGCCAACAGAAUGCACCUAGAAGACAGUUAUUCGAAAGAGAUACUAGAAUUAGUUGACCUGUUAGAAAGCAAAGAUUAUGCUGAUCAAACUCGCCGAAAGAUCGAUGAUAAGAAAACACAUGACCCCGACUACUACGGAAUAAAUGUCAGUGUUCAAGAAGAUCACGGCACAGCCCAUAUGUCCAUAAUUGGAACAAACGGAGAUGCAGUAUCAGUAACGUCUACUAUAAACCAUUAUUUUGGGAGCCAAGUAAUGAGUCCUUCUACUGGAAUACUUCUAAACAAUGAAAUGGAUGAUUUUUCGUCGCCAAAUAUCACCAAUUUCUUUGGAGUUCCGCCAACGGGGAAAAAUCAGAUCCGACCAGGCCGUAGACCAUUUUCAUCAAUGGUACCAGCAAUCGUUGUGGAUGGAAACCGAAACGUCAGGCUUGUUGUAGGUGGCAAUGGUGGGACUCAAAUAACCACAAGCGUUGCUCAAGUAAUAAUCAGAAAUUUAUGGCUUGAUGAAAACAUAAAGCAAGCUAUAGAUGCCCCACGAUUCCACCACCAACUUUUACCUAACCUUAUAGAACAUGAAGUCAACUUUCCAGAGGAUAUUUUGUCGGAUUUGAAGAACAAAGGUCACGUAUUAAAAAAGCUUGGUGACAAUAUGCUUGGCAUUAUCAUGGCUGUUGCAACUGACGAGAAUGGCCGAAUAUCAGCCAAUUCAGAUUACAGAAAAGGAGGUGAAGUGGAUGGAUUUUGAAUCACAUUGCAAUUUUUUAGUUUUUGUACAAAGUACUUGUAGUAUUUAUUUACUUUCAUUAAAAUCAUUACGCCAUGAAAGAAAAAAACAACAACUUUAUUCCUCUGUAGCAGUAUUUUUAUUAUAUAAAUGUCAAUAAAGUGUGUAAUAUAAUGCUA